UAGUGUCCUUAGCUGAAGUGUGUUUUGUCUCCGUCGGGCCGAAAGUGUUCCUGGGCCGCCCGAUACGCCGCCAGCAAAACGGUCCUCACUUCUCGAGAGGCAUGACAAACCCUCGUCGUAGCAACCUUCGCGAAAAACCUUCCUGCUGAUAUGCUGCUUUACCGCUUGAUCCGUUAGACGCAGCAUCGGUGUCGUGUUGGAUCACCUGCUCACAUGAAUUUGCUGUACGGUCCGCGAAUUUUGGCACAAAGAAUCUCGUCCCGAAACUAAGAAUCUCGUUCGUAAAGUGUCCGCUUCUGCCGCGCGCCCGUUGCAACACACUCACUCCAGUCCAGAGCCGAGAAUCCACGAUUGUCAACCCGAACCAAAGAAUCUUGUGUCGUGCUGCUGUUACGCGUGUAUCACGCGUCCCCGUGCACUCUUGCCCUCAUCGCCACCGACAUCGAGAGGAACACCAUCUUUAGUUUCUCCAACCAUCUGGUUUCAUUUCGUGUACAUCGUUCCAACCCCUUCUGUAGCCCCCCCAUAGAGCACCAUCUCCAUAUCAUCAUCACCGUCGCAUUUGCACCCCAAUUAGGGCUCAGUGUGAUUCCCCACCCCGGGUCCCCUGGCCUGCCAAUCAGUUCCAAGCAACCCACACACAGUGUUCCACCCACACGCGUGCGACAUUCGUUGCGCGCGCGUCCGUCCGCGUGCGGUAGUGUGUUCCCGACUCGCGUAGUGUUUUGCGUUCCCGUGCCUGGUCCGCGCGGUCUGCACACACAUAUGUGAUGUUCUCAAACGGGCUUCCGUGCAAUUUACCAUUUCCCAGCUGUCUCGGGGUGCCAAAGGAUAGCGGAAGUGACGAGCUGCUGCCGACGAGCAUGGGAAGUCGCGAACCGGUCAUUCUCAACGUGUACGAUAUGUAUUGGAUCAACGAGUAUACCACCUCGAUCGGCCUAGGAGUCUUUCACUCCGGUGUGGAGGUGUUCGGUACGGAGUUUGCCUAUGGUGGCCACCCGUUCCCGUUUACCGGGGUGUUCGAGAUAUCGCCACGCGACCACGACGAACUCGGUGACCAGUUUCGGUUUCGGCAAAGCAUUCAGAUCGGUUGUACAGACUUCACCGAGGAGGAAGUGCGGCGAAUCGUCGAAGAGCUGGGAAACCAGUUCCGGGGCGACCGGUACCAUUUAAUGAACAAUAACUGUAACCACUUCUCCGGCGCCCUCACGCAGAUCCUGUGUGGCCAGGAAAUUCCCAGCUGGGUGAACCGAUUAGCGCACUUCAGCUCUUGCGUACCUUUCCUUCAGCGCUGCUUACCCAAAGAAUGGUUGACGCCAAAUGCCUUACAACAGUCGAUCACCGCCAUACAGGAUCGUGACUCGGACUCGAGUCCAUUUUAAGGCACAGCACAGCGACGAUACCCCCUGUCUCUCCACUACUUCAACGUUUUUUUUAAGAACUUACGGCCAAGCCACUACUCGGACUAGGAAUUUUUGUUCCACUAAACAAGGACGACGGGGUACAAAGUGCCACCAAUGUGGCCGUCGUUUGGACCCCAUCAUCCGCUCUGACCAUCUGAUAUUGAAGCGACCGAAACCGGAACCGUAUUCUUCGCGACUCCAUACUUUAAUUGGUACCGAAUUCGUUCAAUAACGUGAGAUAUGCAAAUGGCUUGACAGACCGCACCCGUUGCACUGUCCAGUGAUGGAACGAACCAUUUUUCUGCGAACUGCAAUCAGUAUGCUGUGGCGGCGAGGGAGUGUGCAGGAUGAUGCAGAGGCCUAACUCAGGUGAUCGAUUGCUGACCAAGAGCACGGUAAACACGGGCGUUCAUGCAAGAUUUCAUAAACAACAAGAGUGAGAGAUAGGUCUCCCGGAACAGGUGUACCACAGCCACGACACACGACACGUAUUAUGCCACUCUUGCACUUGCCUUGCCCAUCAUUAUGGUUUGUUUUUAUUUACUUUUUAACUCUCAACCCGCAAAUUGCAGUGUGCUGCAAUGGCCACACAGAAAAACCGUCUUCAAAUUAACGCCAAGAAGCAGGGAAACACAGAACAGCAACGAGACUGUCGAACGCUAACAGCGCAAAGUCCGCGGUCGGUCCUCCAACACGGCGGGCACGGUAUCUUUAGGAAAAACGAACUGGUUGAUAUUAUGUUAAUGCUCGCACACCGAAAACGAACUCCAAAUCGGUUAACAGUGAAAGGGAAGAGGUAUAUUUGCUAAACGGUUGCAAAAACGAGAGAGAGGACAAGUGUAAUAAAACAGAACGCGUGUACAUUGUAAUCCACGAGGGGGGCCCUCUCAUCGGGGAUCAUAAAUUAAGCUUUAGUAAAAACAAGGAACUCUCUCGUAGAUACGUUAAAAUUGACAGACACACAAAUCAGAACUCAGAACCACAAAAUUGAUCCCGUAAGAACUCGUAGAGAAACCCGAUAGCAGAUUAUGCCUCCGCGGGGUCUGUGAGUCUGCCCGGGGGCGACGAAGGAGUGAGUUUAUUACAAGAAAACUUAUUAUAAACCUAUGAAACGAAAUUUAAAAACAAACCUUGAAUAGAUAAGCAACACUUUCACACUAGAAUCGAGUCACGAAACAGUAAAAUUAAACAACAAACCGCGUGAUUAACACGAUGUAAACGAAAUGUGGAUAAACUGUCUCCGUAAAAAGAGAGCGCUAAAAACCAAUAGAGAGAGCGAGAGAGUGUGUGAACCGAAUGGAUAACUAAACGGACAGAGGAUAUACAUAGCGAGGGAACACACGGUUUAAUGAAUUGAUUGAUCAAUUGUUUGAUUAAAAGAUUGUAUGUUGCGAUGAGAAGGUUUAGAGUUUAUCGAAACACGUUUAGAGGCCACAGAACCUCGUCAACCUAAACAAACUAUACUAAGGUAACUGGCUUCCCGUUCCCGUGAGCACAACACGGCCAUGGCAAGCGCGUGACGGUGUUCUAAUCGAUCGACCGCCGAUCGUAGACUUAGGGGCAGGGCGCACCCGAGGGGUCAAGUAGACGAUUGCCAGAAAAGUAUUCGAUACCUGACCGAAUCCGUAUUAUGUACCGAAUUUAUUUUCUCCACUAUCGGGCCGGUCAUUUUCCCAGGCACCGGGAAGUUGUCCAAAGAACCGUUAACCUGAUCUAGACAGUCGUUCGCACGCUUACGGAGGGAUCGUUUGGUGGGUGGGUUUUGCUGUUUAUCUUUUAUCUUGCCACUGCACCGAUCGCGGACAACUGAAAAGCGGUGCGCACAAGCAUCCGAGUUAGUUCUAUUAUUCUACUAAAACACUGAUACGUCACCACUUUCGCUCUCUCUCUCUCUCUUUCAUCCCAAGUCUAGCCCGUACGUUAAGUUGAUAAGUGAGAACACUAUAAGGGAUGGAACGGAAACACUCAAAACGAAGUCAGCAAAUCGAACAUCAACUGUAUAAUUGAAGAAAUAAAAGAGAA
This is a messenger RNA of Anopheles bellator, 3425 nucleotides long. Its product is annotated as deubiquitinase DESI2. Gene Ontology annotation, molecular function: deubiquitinase activity. Gene Ontology annotation, biological process: protein deubiquitination. NCBI's taxonomy places the organism in Eukaryota, Metazoa, Arthropoda, Insecta, Diptera, Culicidae. The transcript is spliced from 6 exons. The coding region runs from base 771 to 1382 and encodes 203 amino acids. The record is from RefSeq and is a predicted model, not a curated record.